This is a messenger RNA of Biomphalaria glabrata, 1602 nucleotides long. RefSeq names its product integumentary mucin C.1-like. The transcript has 7 exons. The record is from RefSeq and is a predicted model, not a curated record. Bases 483 to 1322 code for a protein of 279 amino acids. Lineage: Eukaryota; Metazoa; Mollusca; Gastropoda; Planorbidae.
UACAUGUGUACACCAGGCUUUUAUUUUAUACCUUUCUCUUUCUUUCUCUCUCUCUCUCUCUCUCUCUCUCUCUGUUUCUCUUUCUCUUUUUAUAGCUCCAUUUCUCACUCUUUCGAUCUUUUUCUUCCUUUCCAUUUCUCUCUUUAUUUCUAUCUUUCUCUCUGUCUCAGCAGAUAGGCCUUGAUAAAUAGAUAGAUAGAUAGAUAGAUAGAUAGAUAGAAACACAGACAGACAGACAACAGACUUUAUUGAUUAUAAAUGUUUAACAUCAAGACAAGCACACUCACAACAUUACGUCAUUGCUUGUCACCUGGUGUUUGUGUGUUUUAAGGUUACAACUUAAACAACCUCGUAAUUAACUAGGAGAAUGUGACAUGCAGCAAGCAUAGUGUAGCAUUAGUGGACACAUCAUUUAUGUAUGGAGAAAGAGGGGUAGGGUGAGCAACACAGCUGUGUUCGAUCUUACAACAGAUCGUAGAAAGAUGAUUUGUUUGUACACAGCUCAUUGUGGAUGGAUGCAUUUUGUUAUAGUUCUUACAGUAUUUGAGAAUGUUCAGACUCAGCCCGAACCCCAAUGUGUGAUGAAAGAACAGCUAGACAGCAACCUGCCUGAUGCUAGCUGGACAAUCGGCACGGCAAUGCCCGAACAAGACUGCCUAAAGGAAUGCCUGUCCACUGCCCAAUGUGAAGCUACGACCCAUGUUGGUGUGUGUAAAUUUAGCAGCUAUAGCUCCGGGGUUUUCCAAUCUGAUGGAGAUAAAAUUUUUCUCAAAAAAUGCGAAAUUAUAAUAAGCGAUACCUCUGUGACAUCAGUGAUAAGCACCACAUCAAUAACUACAUCAGCAGCUUCUACAACAUCUCCUGGAGUUACAUUUUCAACCACUACAUCAGCAUCUGUGACUACAGAAACAGCUAACGUUUCUAUAUCUUCAGGAGCUACAAUAUCAACCACUUCCACACCAAUGGUACCAUCAACCACUUCCAUACCAAUGGUGACAUCAACCACUUCCACAUCAAUGAUGACAUCAACCACUUCCAUACAAAUGGUGACAUCAUCAACCACUUCCAAACCAAUGGUGACAUCAAUUAAUUCAACGUCAUCUGGGAUUACGACGCCAAACCAAAUGUUGACGACUACAAUGAUGCCUUCUAUGGUUACAACUCAGAAGACCACAGCAUCAACCAUCUCCACAACCCAAGUGACUACGCUGAAGAACACCACGACAACAGCGACGGCAUCCACACUAACCACAACCCAAAUAAGGAAACAAGUACAAGUUGAAGAUCGCCCUUGCUCAACACGGAGCACACAAAUUAUUUAAAACGUGUACACGUGUUUGUCUCUACCUGUUGAACCUGUCUAUGCUCAAUCUGUACACUGCCGAGUAAUACAAGAAAUCUGGAAAUGUAGAAAUAAACAAGAAAAACAUAAAAUUCCUUUUUAAAAAAAUCCAAAGCUUAUAGGAGUCUAGAUCUAGAAUACAAAGUCAAUUGUAUGUUAGUUUGGAUCUGUUAUGUAACCUAAUUAAAUUUGUAAUAAAUCUAGAUCAACAACAAUAAAUCUGUGCUAUUGGAAAUAUUUUUACCAAUUGUUUUGGGCUU